AUGACACCAGAAUAACUCAUGUUUAAACUGGUUAUGUACCUUAAUCCAUUGUUUUGGUAUAAAUUCUAUUUCUAUGAAACGAUCUUCAUGGUCACUAUCACCAUCUUUGCUUUCUAAUACAUUAGAGGAUCAAAGUUAAACAAAAGAUUAGCUAAAAUUCAUAUGAAUCAAAUCAGCCUUGAGCUAUCGAAAUAUUUUAAAAAUGUUGGUGAUAAGGAAUAGAACAUCCUCUAUGAAUAGGAUAAUCCUCAUACUUACAAACUAUACGCUUCCAAUCAUCCGACAUUGAAGUUUUGCUUAGUUGGAUUAUAUCUUCACAGAAGAGAAAACUUGUUCAAUUAUUAUGGCUAUUAAUUUGUAUUUCCCUCCAAAGAGAGAUUGGUUAUAGAAAUAGGUGUGCAACCAUAAUUCAGAUAGUAUAUUUGUUUUGGAAUUGUGAAAUAAAACCAGAUCAAGAGAAUCAAGCAGGAAGGAUAUGAGGAUCUCAAGAAUAUCUGUCAUACUCUGACAAUACCAGAAUUAGAUAAUUCUCUUUAAAUCCUCACAGAAUACGAUGAAAUUGCACAAUCAAUUUGUACUCCUGAAAUUAUAAAACUACUUAAUGCUAAUGAAAAGUCUAUUCAUAUCAUUUAUAUCUCUGAUGUUGACAGAGAUCCAGCAUGCAAAAUCUGUGUUAAGGUCAUGACUAAUCUAUCCACAAGUCCUGAUUAUCAAAACCUAGUCUCAUUGGUUGUUCAAUUGUCAUAACAAAUUGCAUCAAUUAAAAUGGAUUUGAAAAAAAUAACUAAAGCUGGAUAGACACGUAGAAAAUUCAAUUCCAAAUUUAAAGAUUGAUUUAUUUCUGUAUGUACAAAAUUGUGAUGUUAACAUUCUCU
Paramecium tetraurelia is the source of this 875-nucleotide messenger RNA. RefSeq lists its product as uncharacterized. Gene Ontology annotation, cellular component: endoplasmic reticulum. The record is from RefSeq and is a predicted model, not a curated record. The transcript is spliced from 5 exons. NCBI's taxonomy places the organism in Eukaryota, Ciliophora, Oligohymenophorea, Peniculida, Parameciidae. Gene Ontology annotation, molecular function: calcium ion binding. Gene Ontology annotation, biological process: endoplasmic reticulum calcium ion homeostasis.